Musca domestica (house fly) is the source of this 497-nucleotide messenger RNA. Its product is annotated as venom peptide Pc. NCBI's taxonomy places the organism in Eukaryota, Metazoa, Arthropoda, Insecta, Diptera, Muscidae. The record is from RefSeq and is a predicted model, not a curated record. Bases 154 to 429 code for a protein of 91 amino acids. The transcript has 3 exons.
UUAAGAAAUUUAUUUUAAUUCUUGGCGAUUGUUUUAUUCCGCAGUCAUUCGGAGAAAUUGUGAACAUGGUUGGAAUACGAAAAACAAAAUCUAAUCAGUUGAUAUUUGGACAACAAGACGUAAAGAAUUCCCAAAUAAUAAACACAGAAAAAAAUGUCAGCCAUGAAAUUUAUUGUUUUAAUUGCAAUUUGUGUGCUGAGCUUUGUUGUUGUGGCGCAAGCUGCUGACAAGUGCACCAUCAAUGGCAAAACUUUGGAACAGGGUGAAAAAUACCAGCCACCGGGAAAGUGUGAACAAUAUGAAUGCUUUGGCAAAAAUGGUGUCAUACAAACAGGCUGUCCCAAAAUAGAUUCGCUGAAGCCCUGUAAAUAUAUACCCCAAGAUCCAUCAAAGCCCUAUCCCAAGUGUUGUGCCAGUCAAAAAUGUUAAAUGUGUAUUUAUGUUUAUAAAUUGUAAACAAAUAAAACAACAAAUAACUAAUAAAAAAUUAAAGCAUA